This is a messenger RNA of Styela clava, 1788 nucleotides long. Lineage: Eukaryota; Metazoa; Chordata; Ascidiacea; Stolidobranchia; Styelidae. The record is from RefSeq and is a predicted model, not a curated record.
UUCAUUUUUUUUGUUUAUAGACAAACUGGGAAAAGAAUUGAAAAAUCACAUCUUGAUGAUCUGUCAACUUAUAUUCUGGAUAUAUUCAUGCCAUUGAAGGAUUUAUUUGGUCCGAAAAAAACAGUUCAGAAUGGGCUGAUCGCUCCGAUAACAUUCGAUAAAGGAAAUGAUACCGAUAUCCUGAAUAUGAUCCCGCCAAAAUUCAGAGAAUAUGUUGAACCUGGUUUUCUACAGUUUCGAGCCUAUGCUGAAAAUGGAUACCCAAAUGCCAUGUGCCUUGGAGUCAGAAUGAAAGUAAACUUACCUCAGCAUAUCUGCAUUGGAGGACUUGCAAACAGCUUGAAUGAGUUUGGAACUUGCAGCGAUUUUACAGGCUGGGCAGGAAAAAGCACCGACAACAUAGAUAAGGAUGAGGCAACCGGACAUGCCCAUUCGCAGAAGGAAAUCUCGUCAUCAAUAUUAAUUUUCUACCGUUAGAUAUCAUCGAGAAAAUACGGACAUAUUGAAUUAUAUAUUUACUAUACAACGUUCCAGAUAUAGCACUUGCUUCUUUAUUAGUUGUAGUUGUAAUGAGCAAAAAAUUGACAUAGGUUUCACUCAAACUUUGAAAUUGAAACAUUUUAAAAGUAGACAGAUAGUAGGCUAUUUUGUUUGAAGGUAUAACUUUUGUUGUUGUCGACGCUGUCUUUUACUUUAAUGUGCAAAUAUAAAUAAUAUACUGCUUCAAGGUAUAAAAUAUUCCUAUUUAAUUUAUAAUAUAAAUUCAUAUUCAUAAAUUGAAUAUUCAUGAAUUCAUAAUAUAAAUUCAUAUCAUGAAUGAAUUUUGUUCACCUCAAAUUUAGAGAAUUUUAUGUAUGAUAACAUAAUGACUGCUACCUCGUUCUCAUUACCAGUUAUGCUUCAAAAAUUCUUUUCAACCAAAAUUAUAACCCCAACAGUAAAAAUGUAUUUUUCUUUUUGAUGAAAAAAUAGAUGCAGUUGGAACAGUGAAUAUAGCAACACUAACUAUCACAUAUUGUGUUCGGGCUUAGUUACUAGUAUUUGAGUCGCAAAUUCAAAGCUUUCCAUCCCCACGAGAAAUUUCCGUAAUCACAGUUUCAACUUCAAAGUUUAAGUCUAGGUUGAAAUUGACUAAAAUCGAAUGGAGUUUAUUUUUUCAAAAUUUUGAAUUGUGGAUCGUCGGAGGCAAAAUCUUUGUCAUACCUUAUUGGGAUGAUUUUUCUAGGGCCUAGAACGACUUCCACAGCCUGUGAUAGACAACAAAAAUAAUGAAAUCUCAUUCCGUUACAUAUUUAUCAUAUGCUUGAUUUUCCUUAUAUUUUUAUUUACUGCAAUUCACAAAGUAGCAUACGGUGGUAAAAUAAACUUAACAACAAUGUAAUGAAAAAGGGAAAAAAGGAAAGCCUAUUCUCAGUUUCGUCGUGGUUAGUCAUCGUUUCAAUUUUUGUUAUUCGAGAUAUUUCAUCAAUUUUAGUUUUAUUUAUUUGGCUUUUUCUAAUUAUUUACAUCGGAGAAACUAUUGCCAUCUUUGUGUCUUUUAGAUAUCAAUCAUAAUAAAAGAUCCUACCACCAUGAACGUAUUAUUAUUUUCUAAAUAGUAUCAUCUGAUAUCCAAAAGUUAUUUUGAAAUCAACAUCGUUGUCCAUUAGUUCAUCUUUGCACACAAGCUUUUUGAUAGAAUCGCCGAAUUGCUCCAGUGGGUCUACGGAAGGAUUCGAUUUCAUAUACGUUGAAUAUUCACCUAAAGUGGCCAUGAAUUUUUUGAAAGAUGGCAAAUUGUAUGCUUUA